Messenger RNA from Macrobrachium nipponense, 513 nucleotides. RefSeq names its product piggyBac transposable element-derived protein 4-like. NCBI's taxonomy places the organism in Eukaryota, Metazoa, Arthropoda, Malacostraca, Decapoda, Palaemonidae. Bases 1 to 513 code for a protein of 170 amino acids. The transcript has a single exon. The record is from RefSeq and is a predicted model, not a curated record.
AUGAGAGCUUUUAUUGGCAUAGCUCUCAUUAUGGGCAUUGUGAGAUUGCCAGGGAUAAAUGAUUACUGGGACACUUGUCAUAAACCAAUCUCCCAAACUUGGUUUCGGGAACAUUUUGAACGAGACAGGUUCAAACUUCUCUUGAAAUUUUUGCACUUUGCAAACAAUGAUGGAAUGCCUGCCCAAGACUCUCAAGAUUAUGAUCCACUUUAUAAGAACAAACCAGUUAUUGAUUAUUUUGUACACGUGUUCAAAAGGCAUUUUCAUCCCUCGCAAAACAUUACGAUAGAUGAAAGUAUGGUCAGUUUUAGAGGUCGCACGCCUCAUCUUCGACAGUACAUGCCACAGAAAAGGCAUGCAAGGUUUGGUGUCAAGCUAUGGUGCCUUUGUGAUACCAAAACCGGUUAUACUCAUACCUUUGAGGUGUAUAAGGAGGUCAGGCAGGGAGAUAGAAGUGAGGAGGGUUUCAUUUACAAUUUAGUGAUGUCUGAUGCGUUUGAUGAAGCAGGCUGA